AUGUUGUUUUCUGCAAGGUUUAUGGCCUAUAAAGAAGAAAAGAAGACGAGCAUGCAUUUGGGCCGUAUACAACAAGGAAAAGACGAGUCCUUGCGAAGCUAUGUACGACUCUUCAACUUGGAAACAGGGCAAAUUCCAGAUCUGCCUGAUGGGGUGGUCUUUGAUAACUUUUUUAGAGGACUUAAGAAAGGUUCCUUUAAGUUUGACUUGGUGAAAAAGAGUGUGAGAACCAUGGCUGACGCCCUGGAAGAAGCCGAAUCCUUUAUCCAUGCCACAGAAAUAUGUUCCGUCCCAAAAGAGUCUAAGGGAGCUGAGCAGACCACCCUCAGCGCAAGGAUAAGGCAGAUAAAAAGACCAACCGUCCAAAUGGGACGUGGGCCAUUGAGAAGAAGGGGUAUCAGGCUAACUCCUCACAAGGGCAGAAGAGAGGACGACCCUAUGAUAAAGAAAAAUUUGAAUACAACACCGACUUGUGUCUACAACACUAUACAACUGGAUGUAAGCGAUAGAUUUGAGAUUGACCGCCCGUUCCCUAUGAAGUCGCCGGUGGAAACCCGGGACAACUCCCUUUAUUGCAAGUUCCAUUGUGACGUAGGCCACAAUACGAAAGAUUGCAAAAGUUUGCGUAGAGCUCUUGAUGGAUUGGCCGCCAAAGGUUUUCUGAAAUCAUACCUCAGCACGAGUACAGGGGGGAACGGGAAGAAGUUCUAUAAGAAAAGUAAGUCACCGUCACACCGGCGUGAUGAUAAUGAGACGGAUCCAGAAUGCGUAGCAGUUAUCUCAGGUGGCCUAGCCGCUGGGGGCCUAACAAUGAGAGGGCAAAAGGAUUAUGCAAGCCGGUUGGGCCAGGUAAUGUUGUCAGGCAAAGCCCCAAUAGAUCACUUCCCAAAAGUGGAAAUUUGUGAAGCUGACAGAGGUAAGAUAGCCACCCCCCAUGACGAUCCCUUGGUCAUUGAGCUGAAAGUGGCAAACCUAAAAGUCAGACGUAUCUUAGUAGACACGGGGAGUUCGUCAGAUAUUAUCAGUACAGCUUGUUAA
Spinacia oleracea (spinach) is the source of this 1038-nucleotide messenger RNA. RefSeq lists its product as uncharacterized. Lineage: Eukaryota; Viridiplantae; Streptophyta; Magnoliopsida; Caryophyllales; Amaranthaceae. Bases 1 to 1038 code for a protein of 345 amino acids. The transcript has 2 exons. The record is from RefSeq and is a predicted model, not a curated record.